AUGGACCUGGCUGGGGUUGUGGCAGGGCCUGGCCGGGCACGUGGAGCCAGCAGCCCCCCCCCAACCCCGGACAGGGGCCCCCUCCCUGGUGGGCGCAGGCACGAGUGGCAGCCUUCACACACAUUGCCACAGCCAGGCUGUCGUGCAGACAACCGCUGUGCUAUGGAAUUCGAUGUGCUAGCCUCACCCAGCCAUUCACUGAGCUUCUUUCGGCCUCCCCUCCUGCCCGCCUUGACCCGCGCCAAAGGGGGGAACUUGCCGCCCCCUCCAGCCCUCCCUGCUGUCUGGAAAAUGGGCCUGAACUCCCCGUGGGAGGAAGAAAGGCCGCAGGGCCCGCGUGCCGUGGAGAGCCCUUCCCAUCCUGGGGUGGGGGUGGGGGUGGCCUCAGUGGCCUGGCGUGGAAUGGGGUCCCACUUUGCUGCUGCCUGGGGGGGGGGGGAGCUUUCCCCAGGCGCGCCCCACCCCGCGCCCCGAGAGCCCGGCGUCCGAUUGCAGUGGGUGGGCGCAGGCGUGGCGGGGAGAGGGGCCUCGGGCCCCUGCGAGGUCUCCGGCGGGCGCGUGGGGUCCCCGCACGCCGCAGAUGCUCAUUACGAUUCCUGGGCCGUGCAACACGUGGGGGCCGGGGCCGGGCGUCCCUAUCUCCCGGCAUUAUCUGCCGUCCCAAGCAUUUUCUUUGAGAGGAAAAUGGAAACGCAGCUGCGCCGUGGGCCCGGCCAGCGCGAGCCCCUUCCCCCCCCGCCCCCCCCCCCCUGCCCCGCGCCCGCCGUCGCCCCGCGGCUCCGGGGAAACUCCGCCGGGCUGGGCGGGCCCCGACGUGGGCCGGGCCGCGCGGACUCGCCUUUGUGCGGCUCGGCUCCUCUCCAGAGCCGUGGGGUGGGAAGGAUCGCCGGGGUCCGCGGCGAGCCGGGCGCUGAGCCUCGGGCUCGGGGGGGGGGGGGGGCGGCGAGGGUCCCCCCGCCAGGCUCCGCCGCUCGGGCAACUUGUGCCCCGUGCGCCCCGGCCUCCGGCCCGCGGGGCUCGGCAGGUGCCUCGCCGAGCGCGGCGCUGGGGGGCGCAGGCCUGGGGGGGGGGGCGCAGCGGUGCUCGCCGAGCCCAACUUGGGGCUCGUGGGGAGGGCGAGGCGACCUUAGCCCCCCAGGCUGCGGUGGGCGCCCGGGCCUGGGCGCGCGGCGAGGGCACCGGACAGGGCGCCGCGGGGGAGACCGUGAGCAGCGAGGCGGGGCGCCCUGUGCAUGCGCCCCACGGGCGGGCGGCGGGCCUCCGAGACUGCGCCCCGCAGCGCGCAACUCGGCUGCGGCUCUCCAGCGGAAGGGAGAGGAGAAAGUGGGGCCAUCGGGGCGUCCUGGCAGGGGCAGGGGGUCCCCUCCAGUCCCGCCAUCGCACCCCCCAGCUCUGCGAGUCUCCUUCCCGGUUCCCGCUCCCCCCCCCACCCCCGCGCCCCCGAGGGCAGACCGAGGGGCGCUGGGCAGAAGUCCCGGGGACCCCAGCCCGGCAAAUAAAUGCACGAAUUCGCAGCGUCCGCUCGAUCGUGCCCGCCAGUGGACCCCCUUUCCACGGGGGGCAGAGGAGUGGGGCAUCGGGGCACACCCCGAUCUUCCCCGCAAGACCCACCGGCUCCACCGCCCAAGUUGGCCCGGCCCGGCGGCGGGCGCGCGGGGAGCAGCCGAGCCCUUUCUUCCGGGGGAGCCAACUCUCCAUUGUACCGAAGCGGCGCCCCGGGUCCCCGCCGCCGCCGCCGCCGCGCCCGGCCCCGCGGCCCGCGAACUCGCAAGUUCUCCACGAGUGCAAGUUGCGGCGGGCGAGGCCGGCGAGGCGCGCGGCGCGGGGGACUCAGGGCCCCCGAGGGGUCCCGGCCGGGCGCGGAGGCGGGGCGCCCCGCUCGCACCCCCCCCCCCCGCCCCCGCGGGCGCCGGGCCAGGUCGCUGCCAGCCCGCCGGGAUGCGGGCGAUUGCUCGAGAGAAAGCGCGCCCCGGCCCGGCGCUUUGGGUCGGAACCCCGGCCAAGUGCUCGCCGAGCCUCCGGGCGGGCGGGCGCAUCCUUCCUCCGCCGCCCCCUCCCCUCCUUCCCUCCGCGGGGCUCGCGCGGCGCCGCCGGAGCAGCCAGUGA
Messenger RNA from Perognathus longimembris pacificus (Pacific pocket mouse), 2106 nucleotides. RefSeq names its product collagen alpha-1(I) chain-like. The record is from RefSeq and is a predicted model, not a curated record. The transcript has 3 exons. NCBI's taxonomy places the organism in Eukaryota, Metazoa, Chordata, Mammalia, Rodentia, Heteromyidae. Bases 1 to 2106 code for a protein of 701 amino acids.